Messenger RNA from Asterias rubens (European starfish), 1587 nucleotides. RefSeq lists its product as uncharacterized. Bases 1 to 1587 code for a protein of 528 amino acids. The record is from RefSeq and is a predicted model, not a curated record. Gene Ontology annotation, molecular function: catalytic activity. NCBI's taxonomy places the organism in Eukaryota, Metazoa, Echinodermata, Asteroidea, Forcipulatida, Asteriidae. The transcript has a single exon.
AUGGCAAAACAUAACACAAAUCCUAUACUUCCAGCAGCGGGAGUCUGCAGGAGCAAAGUGGAUGGCGGAGGUGUGGGCCAACUUAGGCAGAAUGACGAUAUCAUCCCAAACCCGAGAGGAAGGAUGGUGUCUGAUCAACACGCUGAGCCAAACACAAGACUAAUGAGAAGCAAGAAGACUAUUUUAGUCUCAACCUUCAAUGUCAGGACAAUUAGAGAGGAAUGUAGACAAGAGGAGCUUGUUUCUUGCAUGAUCAAGCAAGGAAUAGAUAUUAUUGGCAUUCAGGAGCAUAGGAUAGUUCACAACGACCCUUUAAGAUUCAUCAAGGUGCUUGGGCAAUCUCUGAUUACAUCAUCAGCCUGGAGAAACGAAGCACAAGCAGCUACUGGUGGAGUGGGCUUACUAGUCAGUCAGAAGGCAAUGAAGUCCUUGAUAGGAGUACAGACAGUGACAAACAGAAUCCUAAUAGCACACUUCCAGGGUAAUCCUGUGACAACAGCUAUUGUAGUGUAUGCACCUACAAACUCCAGCACCCUAGAGGGAAGUGAACAGUUUUAUCUGCAACUGAGAACUGCAGUUAGCAGUGUUCCGGCUCAUAACUUUUUGAUGAUUCUUGGAGACCUCAAUGCAAGACUUGGCAGCGACGAGUUUCAACACUCUUUUCAUGAUCUGACCAACAGGAAUGGUGUGCUGCUGAUAGAGUUCAUGCAGGAAAAGCAGCUUAUUGCCAGUAACACUAUGUUUCGGAAAUCUGAGGGGAAAUACUGGACAUACCUGAGUCCCAAUCACAACAAGUACCAGAUUGACUUUAUCCUUGCCAGGAAGAAGUGGAGGAACAGUGUCAUGAAUACUGAGGCCUAUAGCACAUUCUCCAGUGUAGGAUCAGACCAUAGAAUUGUCACUGCAAAGUUCCGUCUGAGUUUGAGAGCACCUAGGAGGCAUCAAAGGAUGCAGAUCAAGUAUGACUGGUAUGCCCUUGCAAACAACACGGCUCUUCAGGAGCAAUAUACUGUAGAGGUGAAAAACAGAUUCCAACUUCUUCCGGAUGAAUGCCCAACAGAGAGAUAUGCAAGGUUCAUUGAGGCAAAUAGGGGUGCAGCUGAAUCCUGUGUACCAGUCAAGUGGAAGAAAAAGAAGGUCCAAUUCUAUGAUCACCCCAAGGUAGAAGAAGCCAGGCAAGAGGUUGAGGAUGCAUACAAGACACAUGUAGAUGCAACUACUGAAGGCAGUGGGGAGGCUAUACAGAGAGCUAAAGAAAAGCUGUUCAACACAUAUAAGAAGUUAAAGGAGGACGACAUUUUUAGCAAGAUUUUACAAGUAGAGGCUGCUAGCAAAGAACAGCAGUACAGUGAGGCCUGGGCCAUAAUCAACGAAGUGUCAGGCAGACGAGCGAUUAAUGCAGGUCAAGUGGAGGGAGCAUCGCCAGCAGGCAGGGUGCAUACCUGGUACAAUCACUUUAGCCAGCUCCUGGGAAACCCUCCACAAGUGCUGGAUGAAGAACAUGAGAUCUCCUCAGUGUUUGAAAGCCUACCUAUUGAUGAUGCCUCUUUCACCAUGAACGAGUAUAGGAGGGCAAGCUUUCUAUAA